UAACGCAUUAUCUAUAGAUAAUUUAAAUGUUAGACCCUUGUUGAUUAAUAAUAAUGAUCUUUAUUUGAGUCAAGAAGAUUUUGAAGAUUAUGAUAAAAUGAUGAGUCGACUUAAAAAACUUUGUGAAGUUGCUCAAAUAAAGAACGUUCGUUUGAUUAUAGAUGCGGAACAGGUACAUUUUCAACCUGCUAUAGAUCAUGUAGCUAUAAAGUUAUCAAAAAGUUAUAACAAACCUGACAAUAAGAAUGGUCCAAUUAUUUUUAAUACCUUUCAAAUGUAUUUAAAAGAUUCGAAUGAUAGAUUAAUUAAAAAUUAUAAUUUAUCGAGUCUUGAACAAUUUGUAUUUGCGGUAAAAUUAGUACGUGGAGCUUAUAUGUUUUAUGAACGUGAAAGAGCUGAAAAAUUAGGAUAUCCCGAUCCAAUUCACAACACUUUUGAGGAUACUAAUGAAUCUUAUAAUCACGCCGUGAAAUUUUUAUUGAAUGAAUUAUCUCAAAUUCAGAAGAGAUCAAAUAAACAAUUGGACAUUUCAAACAGUCCAAUAGCAUUUAUGAUUGCUUCUCAUAAUAAGGAAUCUGUAAUAAUGGCUUGUAAACAGAUGAAUAAUCUUGAUAUUUCAUCCAAAUCCGGUUUAGUUUUGUUUGGUCAAAUAUUAGGUAUGCGUGAUCAAAUCACCUAUACUCUAGGAAAAUAUGGAUACGGAGUUUAUAAAUAUGUACCUUAUGGCAAGAUCAACGAAGUCAUACCGUAUUUAAUAAGAAGAGUUCAAGAAAAUUCUGCUAUUCUUAGAGGUGUAGGAGGAGAAAACCAAAUUAUAUGGAGAGAAAUUAUGAAUCGUAUUUUUCACAGAGUUCCUCAAGCCUGAAAGAAAAUUACUUUGAGUUGUACUGUAUAGAGUCAUCAAACUAGUAU
Molecule: messenger RNA, 912 nt
Organism: Rhizophagus irregularis DAOM 181602=DAOM 197198
Lineage: Eukaryota; Fungi; Glomeromycota; Glomeromycetes; Glomerales; Glomeraceae
Cellular component (GO): mitochondrion
Molecular function (GO): FAD binding; proline dehydrogenase activity; calcium ion binding
Source: RefSeq, a predicted model, not a curated record